AUGUCGGUCAAGGGCUUUGUUUUCAAAACGGCAAAGGCGCAGAACAAGCCUGCGAGCAAAUUCCGCAACUUCAUCGAGCGCAGCAGCAACGCCGCAUUUCCUGCUGGUAACGCUCUGUACCUGAAAGGCUUGGACGACAUCGUUGGGCUCUCUGUGGUUCACCCGUUGAUGCAGCGAACGCGGCCGGACGACGAAGAGGACACGCACUCUGGGUGGACUUUUGUGGACCCUGCGACUACUCCUUCUCUCACUGGACCAACGGGUUUCGGGACUUACUCGUCCAAGGACUGCACCCCCGACACGGUCAACAAUGCGCGCUUCGUUCGGGACCUGUACGAGAAGUGCACUUCGGAGAAAACGGCCUACUCGGUGCCUUUGCUCUGGGACAAGAAGAACAACACUAUCGUCUCCAACGACUCCGCGGACAUCGUGCGUAUGUUCAACAGCGCGUUCAAUGACCUGGUGCCUUCCAAGCUAGACCUGUACCCUGAGGAGUUCCGUUCGGAGAUCGACGAGGUCAACGACUGGAUCUACAACGACGUCAGCCACGGCGUCUACAAGUGCGGGUUCGCUGGCACGCAGGAGCUCUACGACGCCGCCGUCGCCAACGUUUUCGCCGGUCUGGACCGCGCCGAGAAGAUUUUGUCGGAGCACCGCUACCUCGUCGGCGACCGGUUCACGGAAGCUGACCUCAAGUUGUUCCCGACGCUCGUCCGCUUCGACGAGGUGUACGCCGUGCACUUCAAAGCCAACAAGAAGCUCAUCGAACAGUAUCCGAACCUCAGCAACUACGCCCGGGACAUCUACCAGUUGCCUCGCAUGGCGAAGACCGUGAAUAUGCAGCACAUCAAGAUCCACUACUACGGAUCACACACCCACUUGAACCCGUUCGGAAUCAUCCCAGCAGGCCCCAACGUUGGCAUUACUCGUCCUCACGACCGCGACCGAUUCACGAACGCAAUUCUGCCUGCGAUCUAA
Messenger RNA from Phytophthora sojae, 978 nucleotides. RefSeq lists its product as hypothetical. Gene Ontology annotation, molecular function: glutathione transferase activity. The coding region runs from base 1 to 978 and encodes 325 amino acids. NCBI's taxonomy places the organism in Eukaryota, Oomycota, Peronosporomycetes, Peronosporales, Peronosporaceae. Gene Ontology annotation, cellular component: cytoplasm. The transcript has 3 exons. The record is from RefSeq and is a predicted model, not a curated record.